Messenger RNA from Schistosoma margrebowiei, 351 nucleotides. Lineage: Eukaryota; Metazoa; Platyhelminthes; Trematoda; Strigeidida; Schistosomatidae. The record is from the annotation of a GenBank genome assembly.
AUGGAAUAUGGAAUUUCAUCAGCUUUCGCUUCGUCAUCAUUCUCAUCUAUUUUAUCAUUGUCAUCGUUUAGAUCUGUAUUAUCAAAUAAUAAUGAUAAUUUAAUAUUAGCUACUGGAUCAGCAUGUCCAUCAAAUCCUGGAAUUGUAUGUAGUCAUGAUUAUAUAUUAGUGGAUGAUCGUAUAUCUAAUGUUUAUGACGGUACAAUUAACAAUAUACCAAUAAUUCGUUUUUGUUUAAUCAAUAAUUCCACAUUGAAAACAAUCGCUACGAAGACAAAAACAAAAUUACCAGAAGUAGAAAUGAUCAAUUCAUCAUUAUCUUCUCCUUCUUCUUCGAUCUCCUCUGGAUAA